This is a messenger RNA of Hypomesus transpacificus, 2151 nucleotides long. RefSeq names its product cytoglobin-1-like. Gene Ontology annotation, biological process: oxygen transport. Gene Ontology annotation, molecular function: oxygen binding; iron ion binding; heme binding. The transcript has 3 exons. The coding region runs from base 232 to 738 and encodes 168 amino acids. NCBI's taxonomy places the organism in Eukaryota, Metazoa, Chordata, Actinopteri, Osmeriformes, Osmeridae. The record is from RefSeq and is a predicted model, not a curated record.
AGCAAAAAUAAAGGAAUUGGCCUCACUGUUCCAAUACUUUUGGAGGGCACUGUAUGUGGGAGGGAGGCUCCUCCUCAUUCAGUGUUUUCCUGAGGUGUUCCCCCUUCCAACACACACACACACUCAGAGGAGCAGAGUCCAGCACACACACACCCUCUUUCAAAGGAUUGAACUAGGGACGGCAGGCUGGGUUGCUGGGAUCCUUUGAAUAAUUUUUUUCUGGCGGCCAGGAUGAACAGAGAGCAGGCAGCUGUGGAGCUGCCAGACCAACUCUCAGAGACAGAGAGGUGGCUGGUCCAAAAGUCCUGGAGCAAAGUCUACCAGCACUGUGAGGACACGGGGGCUGCAAUACUAGUCAGACUCUUCCAGAACUACCCAGACUCCAAGCAGUACUUCCCCCAAUUUCAGCACAUGCAGGAGGCUGGUGAGCUGCAGACAAGUGCCCUGCUGAGGAGGCACGCUCGGAGGGUUAUGAGUGCCAUCAAUACCCUGGUGGAGAACAUCCAUAAUGGAGACAAGAUGGCAUCAGUGCUGCUGCUGGUGGGCAGGUCUCAUUCACUCAAACACAAGGUGGAGCCUGUAUACUUCAAGUAUCUAAACAGUGUAAUCUUGGAGGUUCUGGGGGAGGAGUAUCCUGAUUACAUCACACCAGAGGUGGGUGGGGCCUGGACCAAGCUGCUGGCAUCCAUCUACAGGCAUGUGACGUGUCUGUAUGAAGAGCUGGCUGUAGGGGUGUGACUUGUGUGUGGGAGGAGCUGGCUGGAGGUGUUUGACAUGCUUAUGGGAGGAGUUGGCUGUAGGGGUGUGACUUGUGUGUGGGAGGAGCUGGCUGGAGGUGUUUGACAUGCGUAUGGGAGGAGUUGGCUGUAGGGGUGUGACUUGUGUGUGGGAGGAGCUGGCUGGAGGUGUUUGACAUGCAUGUGGGAGGAGCUGGCUGGAGGUGUGUGACAUGCAUGUGGGAGGAGCUGGCUGGAGGUGUUUGACAUGCAUGUGGGAGGAGCUGGCUGGAGGUGUUUGACAUGCGUGUGGUAGGAGCACAUAAAGAUACUAGGAACAAGACUGCUUCCCUAACCCCUAACACUGCCAAGCAGUCUGGCUGGAAUAACUACCGUUUGAUACUCAAUCCUGAUCUCUCUCUCUCUCCUGGCCAUGACAACCCUGGCCUCUCUCUCCUUACUGGCCAUAACAACCCUGGUCUCUACUAGCCAUGACAACCCUGGUCUCUCUCUCUCUACUGGCCAUGACAACCCUGGUCCCUACUAGCCAUGACAGCCCUGGUCUCUCUCCUGGCCAUGACAACCCUGGCCUCUCUCUCUCUACUGGCCAUGACAACCCUGGUCUCUACUAGCCAUGACAACCCUGGUCUCUCUCUCUCUUCUGGCCAUGACAACCCUAAUCUCUAAUAGCCAUGACAACCCUGGUUUCUCUCUUUCUUCUGGCCAUGACAACCCUGAUCUCUCUCCUGGCCAUGACAACCCUGGUCUCUCUCUUCUGGCCAUGACAACCCUGGUCUCUCUACUGGCCAUGACAACCCUGGUCUCUCUACUGGCCAUGACAACCCUGGUCUCUCUACUGGCCAUGACAACCCUGGUCUCUCUACUGGCCAUGACAACCCUGAUCUCUCUCCUGGCCAUGACAACCCUGAUCUCUCUCCUGGCCAUGACAACCCUGAUCUCUCUCCUGGCCAUGACAACCCUGGUCUCUCUACUGGCCAUGACAACCCUGAUCUCUCUCCUGGCCAUGACAACCCUGAUCUCUCUCCUGGCCAUGACAACCCUGGUCUCUCUACUGGCCAAGACAACCCUGGUCUCUCUACUGGCCAUGACAACCCUGGUCUCUCUCCUGGCCAUGACAACCCUGGUCUCUCUCUCCUGGCAAUGACAACCCUGGUCUCUCUACUGGCCACAUAAAAACCCUGGUUUCUACUGGACUCUACCCAGAUGUUGAUGGCCAACAUUGGACAUCCUGAAGAACAUAAAGAUGGUUGAACAGCUGUCAGGAAUCUACAUUCAUCUAAUCUUUCUAGCUGAGGUUUCCUACAGAGAUUUUUUGGGGAUGUUUUGUAAAUCAUGAAUAACUUUGUAGGUAUUAGAAUUAUGGCAAUGACAUCUCAUUUUUUGAAUUGUAAAUGUUUGGUAAAAUGUUCAUUAU